AGAAAGCUGUUGCGCUGUUUACUUAGCGGUGGCUGAUUUUUGUCUUUAGAAAGUUCAUUUGAUGUACAACAUAAUUUUAACAGUCGCCAUCUGUCUAUGUCUCUAUGAACCAGUACGAAUGGAUUUAAUUUUACUGGACUUUUCCCACUCUGGUAAUCUGACGUUGUUAGCUUAGCGUGCUAGCUGCAUUUUCACUGAGCUACACGGUCACUACAGACAGAGUAAAAGAUUUAAAGCCCAAAUAAUGACAGCGUUUGUGAAGGAGGGCAGUCUGCAGCUGCUGAACACGCAUUUGGACCGUUUGGAAGAAGACCGUGGCCGUAUUUGUACAGUGAACUUCUAUUGAUACGUAGCGUCUGUUAUUGGUCAAUACAGGUCACGUGAUCAUGAGGCUACUACGUGCAUUUUCUAACCAAGGCUGCGUUACGUGUGAACUAUUUUAAUAAGGGUACGAUUAGCCACUUCCUUGAAAGAAUCCUAGGAGGAAAGUUUGUCAAAAAAGGUGACAAUCAGAUUGACGGACACACAUCAGCAAACAUGCAGCAGGUGCUGAUAAGUAAAGACGAGGUAUCACAGCAGAAGAUCUGCUCCAGUCCGGACCAGGGUGAUCCAUUAAACAUUAAACAGGAGCAUGAGGAACUUUGUAUCCAUCAGGAGGGAGCACAGGUUCAACAGCUGGAGGGCACUGACCUAAUCAGUGUCUCAUUUACUCCUGUCACUGUGAAAAGUGAAAAUGAAGAGAAACCAACUUUGCUGGGCCCCCAUCAAAGCCAAACUGACAAGAACAUAGAUGCAGGUCAUCUAUCCAACAGCUUCACCGAACAGAUGAAAACAGAAAGUCACAGUGAGGACGAAUGCUUUCCAGAAACAGUCAGCAUCUUGGAUCCUUGCAGUCAUUUAAACAUGGACAAUGAGGCUUCAGAGUCUUCUGGGCCUGAUUUUAAAGACAGCAAUUGUGAAUGGAAGGAGAGCACAGCACCUAAGUUCAGUCUCAACCCUCUGAAACAUAAAGUCAGUGCAGUUAGCUUGGAACACAUUAAUGUCAAAAGAUCCUUGGGCUGCUCUGAAUGUGGAAGAACAUUUAGCCUGAAGGAUCACCUGAAGAGACACAUGACAAUUCACAGUGAAGAGAAUCAAGUUUUCUGCUCCGAGUGUGGUAAAAAAUUCAGCCAUAAGAGUGCAUUACAGACUCACAUGAGAAUUCACACAGGAGAGAAACCAUUUAACUGCUCUCAGUGUAAUAAAGGUUUUUGCCAAAAGGGUAAUUUGAAGGCACACUUGAGAACACACAGUAAAGAGAAACCGUUUGGUUGCACCGAGUGUGAUCAAACAUUCAGCGUUAAGAGUUACGUGAAGAGACAUAUGAGAGUUCACACAGGAGAGAAACCGUUUAGCUGCUCGGAGUGUGGCAAAGGCUUUGGCCAAAGUGGCCACCUGAGGAAACACAUGAAAAUUCACUGUGAGCAGAAACCAUUCUCUUGCUCUGUUUGUGCCAAGAGAUUUGACAUGGAGAAAACACUGGAAUAUCACAUGAAGGUUCAUUUAAGAGAAAAGCCUUUUAACUGUUCAGUUUGUAACAAAUCUUUUAGUUGGAGGUCAAAUCUGGAAUCACACAUGAAAAAACACACAGGUGAAAAACCAUUUAUUUGUUUAAUUUGUGCAAAACAAUUCAGGCUAAAUUCAUCUUUGGUCAACCACUCUGUAAUCCACACGGGGAUGAAACCGUGUAGUAGCACUAAGUGUGAUGAACUCUUUGGCUACAAGGACACUGUGGAGUCACGUGAUGAUUCACACUGAAGAGGAAUCAUUAAGGAACAUCGAACCAGAUGGCAAUGAGAACACUUCAAAUUUAGGAACAGAGGAUACAGAGGUGUGUGACUCGGCUGAGCAAAAAACAUGCUGAUGGACCAUGUCUUUACCCAUGUAUGUCAUAGAUGUAAGAACGGAACUCCAUAGAGAGCAGCCUAAAACAGCACAUGACAUUCAAAUGUAGAUGUUCUGGUUAUUUGACUGAAUGGUGUGUGAAUGAAACUUACAAGGUCAAUAAACUUUGUUUUAGUGUGUGCCAGGAGGUGUGAAUAAUAGGGCCGAAACAAUUACUUGACAUAAUCAAUUAAAUCCAUUUAAAAAUAAAUAAAUCAUGGAAGAGUCUUUUGAUUCCAUUUAACUAUAUUUUGACCAGAACACUAGUCAAAGAGCCUACUGUGUUCCUGAAUAUGAUGCUACAAACUUGGUGCACCUAUCGUUGGGUAGU
Messenger RNA from Thalassophryne amazonica, 2254 nucleotides. RefSeq names its product gastrula zinc finger protein XlCGF52.1-like. The record is from RefSeq and is a predicted model, not a curated record. Bases 538 to 1797 code for a protein of 419 amino acids. The transcript has 2 exons. Gene Ontology annotation, molecular function: RNA polymerase II cis-regulatory region sequence-specific DNA binding; DNA-binding transcription factor activity. NCBI's taxonomy places the organism in Eukaryota, Metazoa, Chordata, Actinopteri, Batrachoidiformes, Batrachoididae. Gene Ontology annotation, biological process: regulation of transcription by RNA polymerase II.